Molecule: messenger RNA, 711 nt
Organism: Lasiosphaeria miniovina
Lineage: Eukaryota; Fungi; Ascomycota; Sordariomycetes; Sordariales; Lasiosphaeriaceae
Exons: 2
Coding region: 1-711 (236 amino acids)
Source: RefSeq, a predicted model, not a curated record
AUGUUUGGCAAAACUGCUCUCUUGGCGCUUGCCGUACUCCCCUUCACCCUGGGCCAGGUCUCUGAGGAUUUCGAAAGCGGAUGGGACCAGACGGCAUGGCCCACGUACGCGCAGGAUUGCAGCCAGGGUGGCAAGGUGACGCUCGACAGCAGCACAGCCCAUAGUGGCAAGAACUCGAUGCGCGUCGAUGGUGCGGGAGGCUAUUGCGGACACAUCUUCUUCGGAACAUCAAAAAUCCCCAGCGGCGACGUCUAUGUCCGGGCCUGGAUCAAAGCGUCCAAGGCGCUGACGAGCUCGCACGUGUCCUUCAUCACCAUGCCCGACUCGGCGCAGGGCAGCAAGAAGCACCUGCGCAUCGGCGGGCAGAGCAACAUCCUCAUGUACAACCGCGAGUCGGACGACGCGACGCUGCCGGACCUGUCGCCCAACGGCAUUGCGGCGUCGACCAAGCUGCCGACGGGCAGCUGGCAGUGCUUCGAGUACCACCUGGGGCCCGACGGCACCGUCGAGACGUGGCUCAACAGCAACGCCAUCGCCGGCCUGACCGCAAAGGCCGGCGUCUCCAACGCCAACGCCGCCCAGUGGCAGCGCAGCAGCGUCAAGCCCAAGGUCACAGCCAUCUACUUUGGCUGGGAGUCUUACGGCGGCGACACAAACACCUUUUGGUACGACGACAUUGCCGUCAGCUCUACCCGCGUGGGCUGCACUUAG